UUAUUGGAUACAUUUUUUAAUAUAAUAUACAGUUAAUGAAAUAGAUAAAAAUAUAUUAUCUUUAAUAUAAGAUAAUUCUUGAAAAUAUGUUGAUUCAGACAAAUACAAUGAACUUGAUAUUAUUGCUAUUUCAAAAUUCAGCAAACGCAGCAGCAUUAUCAUCGUCAUUUGUCAUAGUUUUUGUCUUACAACUUUUUGGAGUCGCUAUUCUAAUCGUAAAAAUAUCAUAUACGAUUUUUGUACAUUGAUAUGUCCAGCAAAUAUUUGAAUAACACGAUAGUAAUUUUUUUGACAUUUAUCAAAUACUAGUAAUAUAUUAACAUUUUCAUCAAUCAUAGAUAUAUCGAAUUUCUGAUGGAUUAUGAUAGAUAUAAAAAAAUUCAAAUUAAACUCUUCGAUCAUAUAAACUUAUAGAUAAACACUUCUUAAAAAUUACUUUUAUAACAACGCUACAUUAUUUUUAGUCUAGUAAGAAAAAUAAAUCGAUAAGAGAAUGUUAGUAAAUAGGCUUGAAAAUCAAAUCGAAUAAAAUUUGAACUUUACCAUUUAACAAUACAUAAUAUGGAACAAUUAUUCAAAUAAAUUUUAUUUAUGUGUAAAAGAAAUAUAAAAAUUUUUUUAAUUUAUUUCAUUUCGUUUAAAAAAUGCAGCAUGGAGUAUAGUUCUCUUGGUUAUCUGGUGGACUGUUUUCCUUUUAUUAUACAUAAAAAGAUUUUAAAAUAUCAGAAAAAAACUAGUAAAUUGUCGAUACUUUCUAAUAAAAAAAUUUAUAACAUUUUACAUAAAUCAUCCUAUAUAACAAACAAUUAAAAUUGAUUUUUACUGAAAUUUUAGACAAUUUUAGUCACGUGAUUGAGAAACUCCAAUGAAAUUUUAACCAGUUUAACCUUAACUUUACCGCGUAUUAUGCAUCUAUAAUCAUGGCAUCAAUUGAUUCAGUGUUAAAGAAAAAUUAAAAAUAGUUGAAUAUAUAUUAUUUUACAUUCGUGUUCGUUUAUAAUACGAUAAAUAAUUACUAGGAAUAAUUGUACAAAAUAAUAUAGCAACAGUUAGUAACAGUUAAUAACAGUUUAUUCAGUUUUUCAUACAGGUUAAGUAGGAUCAAACACGUGGUCUAUCCUACAAAAAUUAUUUAAUUUUAUAACAGACAACUAAAAAUAUGUCGUUUCGUAGUCGUGGUGGUGGAGGAGGAUUUGGUAGAGGCGGUGGAGGAUUUGGUAGAGGAGGUGGAGGAUUUCGUGGAGGUAGAGGCGGACGUGGGGGAGGUGGAGACAGAGGUUCAAGAGGAUUUGAUCAAGGUCCUCCUGAAAUGGUAACUCCACUAGGUCAUUUUACAUGGACUGUUCAAGAUGAUCUUGUUGCUAAAGUAGAUAUUGAACAAGUUCCCUUUUUUAAUGCACCUAUAUAUACAGAAAAUAAACAACAAAUAGGAAAAAUAGAUGAAAUAUUUGGUAAUAUUAGAGAUUAUUAUGUAUCAAUAAGAUUAUCAGAAAACAUUAAAGCAUCCAGUUUUGUGAAGGAUACUCCGCUGUUCAUAGAUCCAGCAAAAUUAUUACCUUUGCAAAGGUUUUUACCAAAACCUCCAGGUGAAAAAAGAAAAGGUGGUGGUAGUGGACGUGGAAUAAAUAAAGGAUCUCGUGGACGUGGUGGUAGAGGUGGUGGGGGAGGAAGAGGUUCGUUUAGUAGAGGUGGUGGUGGUAGAGGAGGAUUUAGAGGAUCACGUGGUGGUGGUGGCGGAUUUGGACGUGAUUUUAAUAGAGGACGUGGUAGAGGAAAAUGGUAGAUUGUAAGAGAUUUUGAUAAAGAGGCUGAAAUAAAGACAGUAUAACAUUGA
Vespa crabro (European hornet) is the source of this 1834-nucleotide messenger RNA. RefSeq names its product H/ACA ribonucleoprotein complex subunit 1 (gene Gar1). NCBI's taxonomy places the organism in Eukaryota, Metazoa, Arthropoda, Insecta, Hymenoptera, Vespidae. The transcript has 4 exons. The record is from RefSeq and is a predicted model, not a curated record. The coding region runs from base 1160 to 1783 and encodes 207 amino acids. Gene Ontology annotation, cellular component: box H/ACA snoRNP complex. Gene Ontology annotation, molecular function: box H/ACA snoRNA binding. Gene Ontology annotation, biological process: snoRNA guided rRNA pseudouridine synthesis; ribosome biogenesis.